GCAGAAUAUCUGUAAAAGAUGAGUGAAGGAGAUAGUAUGCAGGAGAAUGGCAUCUCUCCCGACACAGGGAGUGAGGAGCCACCAAAGAAGGCUCCAGCCAAGAAACUGACGGUGGAGAAGAUCUACCAGAAGAAGUCACAGUUGGAGCACAUUCUGCUUCGUCCCGACACCUAUAUCGGUUCUGUCGAGCCUGUCACUGAAACCAUGUGGGUGUAUGACGCUGAGCUGGAGGCCAUGUCUCAGAAAGAAAUCACAUAUGUUCCUGGACUCUACAAGAUUUUUGACGAAAUCUUAGUCAACGCAGCUGAUAACAAACAGCGGGACCCAAAGAUGGAUUGUAUCAAAAUCACAAUAGACGCAGAAGCCAACACGGUGUCCGUUUGGAACAACGGAAAGGGAAUCCCUGUGGUCGAGCACAAGGACGAGAAGAUGUUCGUCCCCACCAUGAUCUUCGGGCAUCUGUUGACUUCCUCCAACUACAACGACGAAGAGGAGAAAGUAACAGGCGGCAGGAACGGGUUUGGAGCAAAGCUCUGCAACAUAUUUAGUACCAAGUUCACUGUCGAGACUUCUUCUUCAGAGUACAAACGCUGUUUCAAACAGACUUGGGGAAACAACAUGGCAAAGGCUUCCGAGCCCAAAAUCAAGCCGUGUACUAAAGAUGACGACGACUACACGAAGAUAACUUUCUCGCCUGACCUCACCAAGUUCAAGAUGGAUCGUCUGGAUGACGGCAUCGUCUCUCUCAUGUCCCGGAGAGCCUACGAUGUUGCGGCCUCCACACGUGGCGUCAAAGUUUUCCUUAAUGGGAAGCGUUUGCCUAUCAAGACCUUCAAGGACUACGUGGAACUGUACAUUAAAGGCAAGGAGGAUGAGACAGGAAACCCGUACAAAGUGAUUUACGAAAACGUCAACGACAGGUGGGAGGUUGCUGUGACCAUCUCCGAUCGUGGCUUCCAACAAGUGUCGUUCGUCAACAGCAUUGCUACGACCAAGGGUGGGAGACACGUGGACCAUGUAGCUGACAUGAUCGUUAAACAGCUGAUCGACACCAUCAAGAAGAAGAACAAGGGUGGGUUAACAGUGAAACCCUUCCAAGUGAAGAACCACAUGUGGAUAUUUGUCAACUGUCUCAUCGUCAACCCCACGUUCGACUCCCAGACUAAAGAGACCAUGACACUUCAAGCUAAAAGCUUUGGAUCCAAGUGCAACUUGCCAGAAAAGUUCAUUAACAGUGUCUCAAAGUCGGGGAUCAUCGAGAACGUCUUGUCUUGGGCGAAGUUCAAGGCACAAACACAGCUCCAGAAAACUUGCAGUGGCAAGAAACAAAACAAACUUAAAGGAGUGCCCAAGUUAGAAGACGCAAAUGACGCAGGCACGAAAAACUCACUGGACUGCACUUUGAUAUUGACUGAGGGAGAUUCAGCCAAGAGUUUGGCUGUGAGCGGGCUCGGUGUGGUUGGCCGUGACAAGUACGGUGUGUUCCCACUCCGAGGUAAACUGCUCAACGUGCGCGAGGCCACGCACAAACAGAUUUUGGAGAACGCGGAAAUCAACAACAUUAUCAAGAUUGUUGGGCUUCAGUACAAAAAGAAAUACGAGACAAUGGACGACUUGAGGACCCUACGAUAUGGCAGGCUCAUGAUAAUGACAGAUCAAGAUCAGGACGGAUCACAUAUCAAAGGGCUCAUCAUCAAUUUUAUCCACACCAACUGGCCUUCGCUGCUCAAGCUGCCGUUCCUGGAGGAAUUCAUCACUCCCAUCAUCAAGGCGUCGAAAGGGAAGGAGGAGAUUUCAUUUUAUUCUCUGCCAGAGUUCGAGGAAUGGAAGAAAGAAAAGGACAACUGGCACACGUACAAGAUCAAAUACUACAAAGGUUUGGGUACCUCCACUUCAAAGGAGGCAAAAGAAUAUUUCUCAGACAUGAAGAGGCACAGGAUCUUGUUCAAGCACGGCGGAGAUGAGGAUGAUAAACACAUCCUGAUGGCCUUCAGCAAGAAGCUUGUAGACUCACGAAAGGAAUGGCUCACCAACUGGAUGACAGACUGCAAGCGGAGAGCUGAACUCGGUCUGCCUGAGGACUACUUGUACACGAAGACUACUCGUGUCGUGAGCUACAAGGAUUUCAUCAACAAGGAGUUAGUUCUGUUCAGCAACAUGGACAACGAACGCUCCAUCCCCAGCCUCGUGGAUGGUCUCAAACCUGGUUCCCGGAAGGUCCUUUUCACGUGCUUGAAACGUAACGAUAAGCGGGAGAUCAAGGUGGCGCAGCUGGCAGGUUCAGUGGCCGAACACUCGGCGUAUCACCACGGUGAAAUGUCGCUCAUGUCCACAAUCAUCAAUUUAGCGCAAAACUACGUCGGCAGCAACAACUUGAACCUGCUGCAGCCUAUUGGUCAGUUCGGCACAAGACUACAGGGCGGCAAGGACGCGGCCAGCCCCAGAUAUAUCUUCACAAUGAUGAGCCCCCUGACAAGACUCAUCUUUCAUCCCCACGACGAUCCACUGCUCAAAUAUCUAAAAGAUGACAACCAGAAGAUUGAGCCUGUUUGGUACAUUCCAAUAAUACCGAUGAUCCUGGUGAACGGCGCCUCCGGCAUCGGCACUGGCUGGAUGACAAAAAUACCCAACUACAACCCUCGUGAGAUCAUCCAAGUGCUAAAAAGGAUGAUGGAGGGAGAAGAAAGCGCACAAUUUGAAACCAUGGUACAAGAACUUCCGCGGAGACAUAGAGCAGUUCGGCAUGGACAGUUAUAUGUGCAGUGGGGAGUUGUCUGUGAUGGGGCCAGACAAGCUGGAGAUCACAGAACUGCCUAUCGGUACGUGGACUCAGGCCUACAAGGAGGCCGUCAUGGAGGUGAUGCUGCACGGAGACACCGAUAAGAAACCCGCAGUCAUCUCAGACUACAAGGAGUAUCAUACUGACACGACAGUCAGAUUCGUCGUGACACUGUCUGCAGA
Messenger RNA from Homalodisca vitripennis (glassy-winged sharpshooter), 2961 nucleotides. Its product is annotated as DNA topoisomerase 2-like. The record is from RefSeq and is a predicted model, not a curated record. Lineage: Eukaryota; Metazoa; Arthropoda; Insecta; Hemiptera; Cicadellidae. Gene Ontology annotation, biological process: sister chromatid segregation; resolution of meiotic recombination intermediates; DNA topological change. Gene Ontology annotation, molecular function: DNA topoisomerase type II (double strand cut, ATP-hydrolyzing) activity; DNA binding; ATP binding. Gene Ontology annotation, cellular component: nucleus.